UUUUGUCGCAUUUUUCUCUCCCAGUUUUUCAGUAUAUCAUCAUCAACCUCUGUGUGUUUUCGAGUUUUGAGUCGCUGGCAUCUUGGAUCGUUGAGUUCUUCCUACCCCGUGGGCGAUCGCAUGCGCCGCAGUGUCUCCAUCCCUGCGACGACUGAGCAGCGCAGGGUUCCUUAAGAGACUAACUGGCACGGACGGCUUGAUGAUUGUCUGAUCUUUUUUCUGGGCCGUCCAGAACCGUUUGGAUGCACCCUCUAAAUCCAUUCCUCCGUGCCUUCUUUCGAAGCACCGUUCCAGGGCAAUGCAUACCGAUCGAGAAUCAUGUUCUACUGGUCCCUACCACUGAAUCCCUAAUCUGGUCCCGCGAUCGAGAAACGAACCUCCACUAUUCUGAUUUGGUUACUUCUGAAGAAUUUCUUGGAAGCCAUGUCUUGCGUAUUCCGCCCUCAACCGGAUCCGCUGGAAAAGACGAGACAAAUGUCCGUGAUAGCAGGGGAAAGGCAAAACAGUUGACUACUGUGAAUGGAAGAACCGUGAUAAUUAAGGAGAACUCGGUCUACAGCAAUAAAGGCUUCAAAUCCCUAAGCCAAACCCAACUUCUGUCAGAUGUCCUCUAUUAUUCCUCAGGCCAUGAAUCUCAGUCAUGGCUCAUCUACUAUAUCUCCCGACCCCUUAUCGGAUCGUUCGAGCCCGCAAAGAUCGUUCCCGCUAUGAUCCCCGGAACCAUGUCGAGGAAGGAUGCCAUCGAGAGAACUGGAGAGCAGAUCUUGUCGCCACCUAAAAAGGAAAUCAGAACUUUCGGUGAACUAUUAUCCAACUUCCCGAUGAUUGCGAAGCAAAUGCAGCCCGGGUUGGAGAGGUUGUUCCGGGAAUUUGGUAAAGAGCUGGGAAAACCAUUACCUCCUCCACCCUCGUUUUCUCCAUCCCUGUUUGUGGAGAAUGAAAAUGAAACCCCUCAUAGCGAAUACACAACGGACGACAAGGCUUCAGUGGACAGUCAGUCUCCCCAAGAAAACGGCCGACUGCCAUUCAACUCCGAGGAAUAUUUUGAAGAUGACGAAGAUUUGAUGCGCCGUAGCCUCGAGACCGCCGUUACGGCCGCGAUUGAUCUUUUUCGCUUAGUAGAUAAACAGCAGCUUUCCCUUCUUGGUGCGUCGACAGAUCUUACGGGGCCUUUGGUUGAGCGACUUAUUGAGCGCUACGUUGCUGAACAAGUGCACUCAUCACUUCUCUUUCCUCGUCUGUGCAGUUUUCGCCAAGAGGAAGAUGCAGAGUUGGACUCCAGAAUUCGUCACAUGGAAAAUGUUGACGUCUCACAAGUUGGAAUCGUGGUUGAAGGCGGGCAUGAUGGCAAAAGAGAAUUACUGCAGCGACUAGGAAAAGGAGUAGAUGAAUUCAGAAAAAUGUCGGAGGCCCGUUGUCCCCAGGACAUGUUGAAUACACUGCUCGAGACUGUGAAAGUGAUUUCUUCCCCUGGAAAUUACAAUCAAGGCGAUAUGCUGGCAUCCGAGAAGCGGUUCGACACUGUGACUAUUAACGCCGAUAUUCUAGUCUCAUUACUUUUGAUUGUGGUCAUCAGAUCUCAGAUCAGACACCUGCAGGCCAGACUCCUGUAUAUGCAGCAUUUUAUUUACAUCGACGAUGUUGAUAGUGGCGAAAUGGGCUACGCCCUGAGCACCUUCGAAGCAGUCCUCACCUACUUAGUGACGGACUCGGCAGGUCUUAGAAAAGCUAGUUCCCGUAACAAGCGCUUGUGGACCGCUACGAAAUUGGGUCAAGUUUCUGGAAUUAAGGCAAUUCUAGAACCUCAUCUUGAUCAAGAUUCGUCAGAAGAUGCUCCUUUCGAGCUACCUGGGAAAUCUGUUUUCUUCAACACAGACAAUGAACGGCAAGAUGGGCCCUCGUGCAGGUUUUCAUCCUUAUACCGUAUGCCAGUGGACGUGAAUGACGAGUCGGCGAUUGAAUCUCCGCCUGGGACACCACGACUGGCGCACGUAUUUCCCUUUCAGACGUGGGACACUGAUUCUCCUAAAGAUGUUGGCCGCCCUGCAAAGAAGAAGGUGUCUAUGAAUGUCCGCAGCCUAUCAGAAUCGUCAGCCGUUUCAUCGGGUGUCUCAAUUCUUUCACGGACUACUACGAUUGGAUCAACGACAAGUGCAAUUGAGGGAGAUAGCUCUCUUGAGACGUUGGCAAAGACACAAGAUCCUGCAGGCGACUCCAUUCCCAUGAUGGCGGUUGAGAGUCGUCAGCCACAGGCUUUACGGUAUCUUUUGAGCUUGGAAGAAUAUUACUCGUUAGAGGACAUCCUUGAGGACACCAAUAUGGACGGGACAACGCUCCUUAGUGCUGCGGUCCAGCUCACUCACACGGAGAUAGUGGAUAUCCUUCUUGACCUCCUCUUGAACACAGCCGAUGAGACCACGAUUGCCUCGUAUCUGACAAAGUCGGACAUCCACGGACGCACAGUUGGCCAUUAUCUUUUCAGCAUGCCGUCUCUUAUGUCUAGACUCGGGAGAUUACUGCCCUGGCGGCAACGGGACAAGCACGGACAAACACCACUCUUUGCCCUCUGCAGAUCGUACGACCAUCCUGACUACAAAGCGAUGCUAAAAGAAGCCUUGACGACGGCUCAGGAGGCUCAGGGGGAUGGUAAACCUCUUCGGCUUGAGGACCAUGUGGACUCUAAGGGCAACACACUGUUGCAUAUUGUCAGUGAACCUGAAAUCACAGUUCAGAUUCUACGAGAGUGCGAUUGCGAUCCAAAUGCAACAAACGACAAAAGAUUCACACCAUUGAUGAUGGCGAGCAAAUAUGGACGUGUGGAUCUAGUACGGCUGCUGUUUAUGGAUCCAAGAGUUGACGUCCAUCUCAAAGAGGCCCGCGGUUUAACGGCUGUCGAGCUGGCGAAAGACGAUGAAGUUCGAAACCGCAUUGAUGACCUGAUCCUUCUUUCCACACCCCAAUCGGUAUAUAGCGACCCAUCCGGUCGCAUCACAACCGUCGUGCGAUCCUUCUUCGUCGAGGACGCUACGGUGCGCUUUGUCCUUAAAUCGGGUGCACCCAGUCUGACUUCCGACUCUGCCUCAUCCAGAUCUGGGCGGACAACGUACACAGUCACGACAUGCCGUCGCACCCUGUCUGAUUUCGAGAACCUGGCCAAAUGGCUCUCCAUCGAACAUCCAGCGUCGUACAUGCCAUCUCUCUCCGAUUUCCGCAACCCAUUCCAGAUCCACUCCAAACCAUCACGUUCCGUGCUUCACAACAUGCAAGAAAAACUAGACCGGUUUCUCAAGAUCCUACUUACACACCCUACAUUUGCCACGCAUGAGAUGCUGUGGGAGUUCUUCCUCGUACCGGAGCUGCAACCCGAUAUGUUAGCGGAUAGAUCUCAACGAAAGGCCAUAUCUCUCUCGGAGUCCAUUGCAGAUGAAUAUGAACCUAUUACUCCAGAGGGAAUGCGGGACAUUGAACAAUUUAUCUCCCACGCCCAGGACAUGGUUCGUCCUGCUCACGCUAGCACCCGCUCGCUUAUCCGACGAGGCCAUGCCCUGCAAAACGCCACUGCAGACGUAGCAGAAGCCGUAAGUCUCUGCGCCUCUGUCUUCUCGACCUUCCAGGACUCCGUAACUGUCAGUGCCCUCCCGAAAUCCCACAUAAACGCCCUCAAUCGCUACGCCGCUUGCCUCUCAGCCUCCUCAUCAGAUUCCUCCCCUCUCCUGCAAUUCAUCGGGUCCUUGUCAUCCAUCGAUAGCACAACUUCUGCCGUCCUCACCUCCCUCUCAAGACCUACAACUCUUAUAUCCAGUCUGAGCUCAACGAAUAGGAACCUCUCUCGGCACCGGUCUUCCCUUCUGUCCUCCUCCUUGCCCCGGAAGUUCAACCUUACUUUCCCCGGCCUGGAAGAAUCCCGGCAGAAGUCUGUACGGGAGCUCGAGCAGAAGAUUCACGACUCGGAAAUCCAGUCUUCCCGUCUCGCUCGUGAAAUCACAUGGAAUAAAGAUGUCGUCGUCGGUGAACUUGCGGGCUGGACGACGUGGAGAGAGAAGACGGGCAGGGAAGCUAUUCGGAAUUUUGUGAAGGAGACAUUAGUCAGAGAAAGGGAGCGGGGGAAAAGACUUGAACGGUGUUGGAGGAGUGUGAGAUCUGAAACUGAAUGGAACUGA
Molecule: messenger RNA, 4160 nt
Organism: Monascus purpureus
Lineage: Eukaryota; Fungi; Ascomycota; Eurotiomycetes; Eurotiales; Aspergillaceae
Source: the annotation of a GenBank genome assembly